This is a messenger RNA of Plasmodium relictum, 564 nucleotides long. Its product is annotated as conserved Plasmodium protein, unknown function. The coding region runs from base 1 to 564 and encodes 187 amino acids. NCBI's taxonomy places the organism in Eukaryota, Apicomplexa, Aconoidasida, Haemosporida, Plasmodiidae. The record is from RefSeq and is a predicted model, not a curated record. The transcript is spliced from 4 exons.
AUGAAUGAUAUUUUAUGUGAAGACAGCAAAAUAAAAUUUAAAAAUAUUGUAUCAAUUUAUACUAUUCGCAUGUAUAUAAAUGGUUUUAUAAUUGGAUAUGUUUUUCGGAAAGAAAUUCAUAAAAAAUUUUAUAUACAUAAAAAUGAUAAUAUUAUAUUUUCUUAUGUAAAGAAAAACAUUAAUGCAAAAAAAAGUACUCAAAAAUUUAAAAAUUCAUUUUAUUUAGCAAAGUAUAAAUUAUACAAUACAAGGUUAAAUAAUAAAUUAAAUUUUAAUAAUAAUAGUAGUAAAAUAUUUUGUAAAUUUCCUUCUUUCAAUAUAUUAUUAAAAAUCAAGAAUAAUAUACAAAUAUCAAAUUUUCUUGCUUCUAGAUUAUCGUUUUGGACAUGUGUUUGUACGUUAUGCUAUUGUGAAUUAAAUAAAAAUUUAGAUAAUAGCAUUAUAUCAUCUACUCUAUCAGGCAUUUUUGCUUCAUCAAUUAGUAAAGUAAUUUUUAGAGAAAGAAAAAAAAUUCUCAUUCCUACUUGGUUAGGUUGUGUUAUAAGUUAUAUCAUCUUUAAUUAA